AUGAAACAUUCGGGACAUAAAUUACUUGGAUUCCUUCUUUCCUUUGAAUAUAUCAUCUAUCUAGCACAUCUUGAUUUUCUUCUCGAUACAAUUCGAUGCUGGCACCUGAUCCUACAAAGAUUCAACGUGAAAACUGACUCAUCAGAAAAUACGAGCGUUUAUGAGACGAUGGAAUUUCGUGUUCUCCAGGGCCCAGAGAAAUUGCGGCAAGUCACUAAGCUCCUGGAAACGCUUGAAAAUGAUUUGAGUACCAAGUCCUUGAAUUCUGCACAGCGCACGCAGACCUUGCUUCAGCUGCGGCAGCAUGGCACUAACCCAGACAAUGCGGGACCUAUAUAUUCAAAACGGGGCAUCGACAUCUUAUCAAAAUAUGGUGUCGAUGGAGAGUCAACAGACGUGCGGCGCGCUGCGCUGCGAUGUGUCGCGAACGCCCUUCUUCUAGAUUCAAAUAUGCGCCAGCUGUUCGUGGACACUGGCCGAGGUGGCAAGCUGGCUGAGAUGCUCAAGGUAUGCGCGUGA
Molecule: messenger RNA, 519 nt
Organism: Aspergillus calidoustus
Lineage: Eukaryota; Fungi; Ascomycota; Eurotiomycetes; Eurotiales; Aspergillaceae
Source: the annotation of a GenBank genome assembly